CCUAACCUUCGUUACGUGGCGGGGAGCGAAAAAGAAAAAAGAAAUUAAAAAGAAAAAUGAGUGAAGAAGGAAAGGGCGAAGGUGCCACCAGCAACGCACAGAACCAAAUUCACUACGGCACCUUUCAAGGCGUCGCCAACUACUACCCUCCUUACCGGCCGCCACUGCCUCAGACGGUAAUCGGUAUUCCUCAGCCCAGUCGUCCUCCUGGAUCCGUCCUCAGUACCCCGUUAUUUGCCGCUGGAUAUCAAACCAUUUCAGGUUAUGAUAUUGCUGAGGGAACUCCUGUAAGAGAACGCUGCUUACCUUGCUGUGGUCUUGGCAUGGGCUGGUUCUUGUUUAUUGUUGGUUUUUUCCUUGGUGGCAUUCCCUGGUAUGUUGGAGCUUUUAUUGCACUAUGUGCACGAGUGGAUGUUCGAGAAAAGCCUGGAUAUGUUGCAUGUGCUGUUGCUUCAAUUCUUACUAUGAUUGCUCUAGCUCUUGGCGUAACAAAGGGAUCUUAUUCUUGGGUGGUUUGGCAAGGGUAGUGAUUGUAAAUUCGUCAAUAAUGUUCCAAAUAUAAAUGGUUGGUUAUAUUAUUUUUAGUUGGAAGAUCUCAUAUUCUAACAUGUAAAGGUAGCUGAUGAAAUUAUUCGGUGUUCAUAUUUAUGCACAUAGUUGGUUUUGUUCAGCACUGCAGACCAUCCUUGCUGGUAAACUACACCAGAAAUCCUUGAUAUUCCAAGUAAAAUUUGAUUCAUAUUUA
Pistacia vera is the source of this 745-nucleotide messenger RNA. Its product is annotated as 60S ribosomal protein L18a-like protein. The coding region runs from base 57 to 527 and encodes 156 amino acids. The record is from RefSeq and is a predicted model, not a curated record. The transcript is spliced from 4 exons. NCBI's taxonomy places the organism in Eukaryota, Viridiplantae, Streptophyta, Magnoliopsida, Sapindales, Anacardiaceae.